AUGGUCAACCUAAUUUGGUUGGCUACCUUCUUUUUCGCUUCCGCUCUAUUAUUAGAGUUUGGUGUUGAUUCGAUGAAGUCUCAACUUGAACCGGGUGAAAGCUCAAAAAGUUCAAAGGGUUUUAACUUGAAAAAAUUGAUAAAUAUACUGAAGCCUGCAGGUUCUAAAAGUAAACAAGGAGCUAAGAAGAAAAUUUUGCUUCUAGUAGAUAAAUUUUUGAGUCAUUACUAUUUUGCUGUAAGUAUUUAAAUGAUUUUUUGAGAUAAAUGGGAUUACCGUAUCUAAGAAAUUAAUUCCGAGAGACCCGUUCAGUUCGGCUUUUAAAAAUUAAGAGAGAUCCCAGACUUGCGAUUUUGCCGAUAUCUUGUAUAAAUAUUUUUUAUUUGGCUGAUUAACGCAUCAACCGCUUCUUUUCUCAGUCUCUAGAAUUUUUACGCGCAGAAAAAAUGGUCGCGUCAUUGAAAAAGUUGCAAAAGGUUCCAUAAGUUCCAAAAUUCCAAAAAUUUUUAAAGCAAAUCCGAUUUU
This is a messenger RNA of Meloidogyne enterolobii, 525 nucleotides long. Lineage: Eukaryota; Metazoa; Nematoda; Chromadorea; Rhabditida; Meloidogynidae. The record is from the annotation of a GenBank genome assembly.